This is a messenger RNA of Oncorhynchus masou masou (cherry salmon), 7573 nucleotides long. Its product is annotated as nuclear receptor-binding protein 2-like. Lineage: Eukaryota; Metazoa; Chordata; Actinopteri; Salmoniformes; Salmonidae. The transcript has 18 exons. Gene Ontology annotation, molecular function: protein serine/threonine kinase activity; ATP binding. Gene Ontology annotation, cellular component: endomembrane system; cytoplasm. The record is from RefSeq and is a predicted model, not a curated record. Gene Ontology annotation, biological process: protein phosphorylation; intracellular signal transduction. Bases 353 to 1861 code for a protein of 502 amino acids.
UUAUUUUUACAAAAAGCCGCAGAGGCCACUAUGGAAGGACUGUAUAGUGUGGCAUACCACCCGCUCUUACUUCAAGCACAGUUCAACAGCGGCUGUGCGUGUUGCAGCACCUCCUGGAAGAUCCCCUAUUGGCUCUUUCUCGGGGAAUGCGCUUGUUUUGACAACUCAUUUGAUUGUUGGAUAUGGUUUGAGAGGACGACACGGACUGCAGGUUAAACCGUAGAAUUCAUAACAGUUUCUGCAUUUUGCAACCUAUUCAAAUCGGAUUAAUUUUGGAAGGCUAAACAUAGGAAUUUAGUUUAUAAACGCGCGUUCCUCAAAAAAAAAAGGGGGGGCGAUUGACUGGAUUGAAAUGACCAUGUCCGAGGAGAAGAAUUCGGGGUCUCGGGGGAAAGAGGAAGAGAGCGAGGAUGAGAGUGAAAUCUUGGAAGAAAGCCCCUGCGGUCGCUGGCAGAAGCGAAAGGAGCAGGUGAGUCAGGGGAAUGUCCCAGGCAUUGAGACUGCCUCACUGGCCAUGGACACAGAGGAGGGAGUGGAGGUGGUGUGGAACGAAGUGCAGUUCUCCGAUAAGAAGGUCUUCAAAUCUCACGAGGAUCGAAUGAGGGAGAUGUUUGAGAGCCUGAUGCAUGUAGAUCACCCCAACAUUGUCAAGUUCCAUAAGUACUGGCUGGACACCAGGGAAAGUCGGGCGAGGGUGAUCUUCAUCACAGAGUACAUGUCAUCAGGCAGUCUCAAGCAGUUCUUAAAGAAAACAAAGAAAAACCACAAGACCAUGAAUGUCAAGGCAUGGAAGCGAUGGUGCACUCAGAUUCUGUCAGCUCUGAGUUAUCUGCAUUCCUGCCACCCGCCCAUAGUCCAUGGUAACGUGACGUGUGACACCAUCUUCAUCCAGCACAACGGACUCAUCAAGAUCGGCUCGGUGUGGCAUAGGCUGUUUGUCAAUGUUUUCCCAGAGGCGAUCUACGGAAAUGUGCAGCAUCAUCGGGAUGAUGAAACAAACCAGCACUAUUUUGCUCCUGAAUACGGCUUGGCUGAGGAUGUUUGCUCUAUUGACAUCUUCGCCUUUGGCAUAUGCACCCUGGAGAUGGCAGUGUUGGAGAUCCAGGCCAACGGGGACACUGUGGUAUCCAAAGAGGCUAUAACCAACGCCGCCCAGUCUUUAGAGGACCCGCUCAUAAAGGAGUUCACCCAGUCGUGUGUACGCAUGGACGCCAAGAAGAGACCCACGGCCCAUGACCUGCUGUUUCACAGGGUCCUGUUUGAGGUGCACUCUCUUAAGCUGCUGGCUGCCCACUGCUUUAUCAACUAUCAGUAUCAGCUUCAUGAUAACUGCCUUGAAGAGAAGACCAGAACUUUCGACCCCAGUGGUGUGAUGGCUGAGAUCAAGCAUAGGGACCGGCCCGGGGUGGAGAUCAAGUACUCGAAUGUUUCGCCGCUAGAACUGGACAAAUUUCUGGAGGACGUAAAGAAUGGGAUCUAUCCCUUGAUGAACUUCCAGCGAGGCCUCACCAUGCCCCGGACCUUGUCCAUAUUCCAGGAGCGCAUGGAGACAGUGAAGACUCCCAGCCCAGAGCCCCAGGAGAUGGAGACCAGAAAGGUUGUCCAAAUGCAUUGUAACUUGGAGUUCACUGAGGAAGGCACCAGAAGUCAUCUCUCUCUCCUCCUGAAGAUGGACGACAAGCUCCAACGGCAGCUGAACUGUGACGUUCUGCCUACUGACAGUUCCAAAGACCUGGCCAGUGAGCUGGUUCACUUCGCCUUCAUCAGUGAGGAGGACUGUGAGAAGCUGGCGGGCUUUCUGGAAGACGCCCUGUGUAAGCAUUGGGCCGGGCCGUCAUUGGAGGAGUCUUCCCUGGCAUAGUGAUGAUGUACCGACACAUGCUGCUGACCCAAGGGGGAUCUGGACCCUGGGAAAACUACAACAAGAGAGGGAAAGAAAGAGAAUUUAGGGACGCGGGGGGCAGGGCAAUUAGUGGGAACUUUAAGAGUGAACAUUCCAGGACUAGGAAGUGUCAGAUUUUAGUUUUUUGUUUUUGUGAGGCUUGUAAGGGAAGAGAGCCAAGUCAGCACUUCAAUCUGUGUGGUAAAUGUAAGCAUCAAGAAACGCUGUCUCAAAACAGAAGUGAGAGGCGAUCUCUCUCUCUACUAAACAGAAGUGAGAGGCGAUCUCUCUUUCUACUAAACAGAAGUGAGAGGCGAUCUCUCUUUCUACUAAACAGAAGUGAGAGGCGAUCUCUCUUUCUACCAAACAGAAGUGAGAAGCGAUCUCUCUUUCUACCAAACAGAAGUGAGAAGCGAUCUCUCUUUCUACCAAACAGAAGUGAGAAGCGAUCUCUCUUUCUACUAAACAGAAGUGAGAAGCGAUCUCUCUUUCUACUAAACAGAAGUGAGAAGCGAUCUCUCUCUACUAAACAGAAGUGAGAAGCGAUCUCUCUUUCUACCAAACAGAAGUGAGAGGCGAUCUCUCUUUCUACUAAACAGAAGUGAGAGGCGAUCUCUCUUUCUACCAAACAGAAGUGAGAAGCGAUCUCUCUUUCUACCAAACAGAAGUGAGAAGCGAUCUCUCUUUCUACUAAACAGAAGUGAGAGGCGAUCUCUCUUUCUACUAAACAGAAGUGAGAAGCGAUCUCUCUUUCUACUAAACAGAAGUGAUCUCUCUUUCUACUAAACAGAAGUGAGAAGCGAUCUCUCUUUCUACUAAACAGAAGUGAGAAGCGAUCUCUCUUUCUACUAAACAGAAGUGAGAGGCGAUCUCUCUUUCUACUAAACAGAAGUGAGAAGCGAUCUCUCUUUCUACUAAACAGAAGUGAGAGGCGAUCUCUCUUUCUACUAAACAGAAGUGAGAGGCGAUCUCUCUUUCUACUAAACAGAAGUGAGAGGCGAUCUCUCUUUCUACUAAACAGAAGUGAGAGGCGAUCUCUCUUUCUACUAAACAGAAGUGAGAGGCGAUCUCUCUUUCUACUAAACAGAAGUGAGAGGUGAUCCCACUUUCUACUAAACAGAAGUGCCAACCAACUCAAGCCAGAUAAGACUAUGCUGGGAGAGCUACUAUAUUUGGCCACUUCAAUGCCUCCGUCUCUCCGCACAGAUGAUGUCAAUGGCCUUGUUUAGAAUUAUAGCAAGAGACAGUGGACAAAGUAAGCAAUACGAGGAACAUAAAGGUCUUCAACAUUUACUGCUGCAUUGAGGCCUUUUUGUCCAUAAUAACCUAUUGGGCUCCAUUUUACACACGCAGCGCAGCCUUGGCAAUGACCCCAUAAAGAAAACUAAUCUAAAACUCUCACUCUCACAUGCAAGGUGAGGGUACAGACACAUUGAGAUUUUGUGUCCCAAGAUUCCAGGAUUGAGACAAUGGUUUUUCAAUGGGGAGGUCAUCCUCUGCUUAAUGAAAGAUUGUCCAACGGAAGGGAAAAAACUGCAAAAUAUGUUAAGUCUUCUACAUAUACAAGUCAUCCGAGAAAAAGUAGGGAUGAGUUAAACUUAUGACAAGAACGGACAAUGAUGUAGGUCAUAUACAAUUUUAUCCGUGUUCAUGCUUCUCUGUUAGAGUUUAAUACUUUCCUGGUAUUUUACAAAUAAAUCACUUUUCUCCCCGGUAAAAUCAUUUAUAAAGCAUAUAAAUAUGCCUAUGUCUGGAUUUGAAUAGGCCGUUGAGCGAAAAGUCAAGUCUGAUGCGCCAUAUACAUUAAAGACAUUUAAUGAGCCCAAGCCACCAAAACAAACGCAUGAUUGUGCGGUUAUCCAAUACAUAUAUGAUAUAGGCAUAUUACGCACGACAGAAAAACAUAAAAGCCCAUAGAUGUACUUAGCUAUAUGCUCUGUUGGGUAAAUAAAUUAAACUAACUCCAGUAGGCUAAUACUUCCUGAGUGUGAACUGUAUAAUAUCGACUGGAAUUACACACAUCGAUCAAACUGAUAAAGCGAGAGAACAUGCGAUUCCGGUGCAGCACAUGCGUCCUGUAAAGUUACAAGUAUAGGUUAGCAAAAUAGUUUUUAAUUUAAGUAUAAUGGGGCCUAUUUGUAUAAUUUUAGUCGACUGACGCAUAUAUACCUUGAAAUAAUAUUUACCCUAAUGUUAUUAGUAUAUUAUAUUUGUUUUUGCUUGCUUCCUUCCUUCCUUCCUUCCUCUCUUUCAACUGUUAAAUGAAAUACGUUUCGUUGUCCUUUAUUCUCAUAAUUCUAAAUGACAUCCUUGAACAAAAUAGGACUCGAAUUAGAUGCAGAAGGCUUUCACUUCUCUUCACAAAGAUAGAAUGGUCAUGGGUCUGAAUAAAUAACUGCUAUAGCCGACCGACAUCGCGCGUUCGCUCUUUCAAAUGAGUUAUACUGGCUGCUGUAUUUACCAUUCAGCAAACAAGCGCUUCAGUCCCUCUUCAAAUAGUCUAUUGGCAUAGGAAAUGCUUAAAAUGUCCAAGCUAUUCUAGUCUAGCUUCUCCUGCAUGGGACUCCAACAGCUAAGGAGCGUUUUUUUUAAGAGGCCAGCGGAGCACGGGUGUGUUCGUAUUGCGCAAGAGACAGGGGCUAUAAAUUAGAACCUAAUUAUUCAUAACCCAUAAUUAAUUAGCUAAAUAUAGGGCUAAUACUGCAUUGAAUGUAUUACCUGAAAGAGGUAGGCUAGGAUAUAUAUAUUUUGGAUGCAAUUUGAAUGGAGUUAGAGCGAGAAGGACUGUGUGCUCGCACGUGCACAGAUUUGAAAGCAAAGCUAUUCGAGUGAUGGGCUGUUUUUAAAACUGCAGCUGCAAUAAAACAAUUAUCUUUACAAUAAAAUAAAAAAGUGAUCCCUAAAGCCAGAUGUAAAGACAUUCAGUCUUUAUAUUACUGUAGCAUAGACUAUGCUGCAGAAAAUGCAGGCCUACCAUCACAAUAUAUUUUGUGUUUACCAUGAUAACAUGCUAGGUCUACAUGAACUGCGGUCCAUACUCAUGUUCCCUGAGCGUUGAUUCAUCUUGCAGAUGCCGUAGAGAAGCCAGAUUUUAGACAUUGCGUAUAAUUUAAGUUCCAUUCACGCCAUGCUGUUCAUAGAAAUAAUUUAUUAUAAUUUUCCGGUUUCUCGCAGUUAUUUAUCCCGGGAAAAGGGUGUGGUUUUGGGCAGUGAAUCUCAGUGACCGGGUUCCUGCCAUUCAACCCUAGUCUCCGUGUGGCCAUUCCCCUUAUGCAAGUCGUAAUUUUUCGUUUGCGAUGUCUGUGAAAGCACAGAUUAUUGAAACAUCAUUGAAGCACAUGACACUAAAAUGUGAAGCGCGUAAUUCAAUCUCGAUGAUUAUUUUUCAAACGUUACCGAGGCUACGCUGCGUAUGUCACCCUGGUAUGUUUCAAUGUUUAUAAGGCUACAAACAAGAUGCACAAAAUUAGCAUGCAUGUUGUAUUGCUUAGUUACUUUCCAAUCAUGACCACUUCACUGCAAGUGUUAUUAGUCUUUCAUAGGUCACACCGACCAUCACCGUUUCUGAGGAGACCGAGUCUGUGUUCCCGGCAGACAAAAUUGACAUGGAACAAGGAUGGUUUUUAAGGUUGUUUUUGUUAAGGUCUUCUUUUUUUUGCAAACUAAAUAAUGUGUUAAUCUGGUUAACAUAUCACAACCAAAAUAUACGGUCUUUUCCAUGACUUCUUUACCUUGUCAUGAACAUUUUUCUCAAUUUCUCUUGCUUUACCUGGUUGUAAAAGAGACCCGUUGGUUGUAAUCUGGUUAUAGGACGUCUUCUCAACCAGAAAACUUGUUAACAACCAGAACACGUCAUACACCAUGAGCAAAAUGUCCACUGGGUUGAUACCAUAAAUCAAACACUACUUCUGUGUUUGUGUCCGACCUAACACCUUUGCUCAAUUGCAGGGAAAGUCUGGGUUAACGACAGAUCUUCCAUACUAAAAUGUCAGACAUUGAACCUGUGAAAGUAACUCAAGUUUUAAACGGGAGACAAUAGAAUACAUUUGCCAGCAAUCCCUUACAUAGUAUGCUGCGUUUUUCUUUCUAAGAAUGAAAACCCUAUCAAGCCGAGAAGAAGACUUACCUCACAAUUUGAAUUCAUACAUUUUUCUGCCUCAUUGAUAUGAUCACCAUUUCCGAUCUUAAUAUUUUGCUCUGUCCUUAAUGUCUUUCAGUGGAAAGUCAUAGACCUACAAUAGUUUCUGAAUUAAAUUCACUGUUGAGAAAAUGUACCUUUUUUUUUUUUUUUAAAAUAUGAAUUGUCAUUUUUCUUAAAUCAUAACUUGCAAUAUGCCUUUUACAAGUUGCUGUGUGUUCUUAGUCUGUAUGAACAAAUGUUACAUGUAUCCACAUUGGAAUAUUCCUUUGUUUUGUGUGUUUUUUGCAUUUGUUGAAAGAUCAAUCUUUUUAACUUGGUUUGAUAGGCUACACGAUGGAAAUUUAGUUGCUAAUUAUUUACCUCAGAUUUUUAGCUUGUUGACUGUAUGGUUCAUUAUACAUGCAUGACAUACUAUUAAUCGAUUUUAGCUGCAAUCAAGCCCAAGUGCCUCACUAUACACCAGUGCAGUGUUUUCCCAAACUUUGUCCUUGGGACCCCAAGGGGUGCAUGUUUUGGUUUUGCCCCCAACACUAAACAGUUGACUCAAAUAAUCAAAGCUUGAUGAUUAGUUGAAUCAGCUGUGUAAUGCUAGGGGCAAAAAAACUAAGUGCACACCCCUUGGUGUCCCGAGGACCGAGUUUGGGGAAACCCAGUACUGGUGUUACACAAACCAACUUUUUAAUGCAAUUUUAGUUGCCAUUGAGCUCCCUUACUGGGCUGUAUGGAACAUGCAUGAGCCUCAAUUUCCAUUUUGUAAGCCAGCAUUCAUUUAGUACACUUCAUACCAUGAAUUUGUAAAACAUUGUGGGUUCUGUUCCGCAUGAAAUAUUAUCAAUAUCUACUUGAUUAUAUGACCGUCCAGUUGAUCAAAACCAAUGUGCUGGCAUGUUGUAUGAUAAAUGUUAAACUCAUUUGAUCAGUAAUCUUUGUUACUCCGUUGCCCAUGACUGGUCGGUACUGUGCCUCCGUUGACCUAUUUUUGGGGGUCAAGCAUGUCCUGUCCACACUGUAUUCAGGAGUGGAUGUCUUGAGUUGAAUUGUACUUGAGCUUGCCGCAAUCGAGUCACUCUAGCCCUGUUUAUACCUGGUGCUAACAUGCAGCCUUUUUCCUGCUCUUAUCCCCACUUUCUGAUUCUGGCCAAUUUUGGGGGGAGGGACAAGUGCAGAUUAAAUUUUUUUUUUUAUAUAUAUAUUAUAUAAAAAUGCAUUGUGAUCUGAUCGGUGUAAACAGCCAAGAUCAGGACGAAGGACACAUGUUAACGGCGGGUGUAAACAGGUUCAAAUAAGGUUCUCCUCAUUUCAGCACCACCGAUGAAUUUAUGUCUACAUUCCAUAUUGUAGACAAUGAUAAUUUUCUCUGUAAAAUUUGGAGGGGUGAGGCUGUAUCAUCGAUAAUUGAAAAAUAACUAAAAACAAAUGAAAGGCCUAACACAUUCUCUUCCUUUAUCUGUUUAGCUAAAUUACAGCUCUCCUUGUAUUGAGUUGCUUCUGCCUUGUUCUGUUUGUACAACUCAUGUAAAAUAUUGUACAAUAAAAAAGUAUUGAGUCUA